AUGGAGCUGUACCAGGAAGAUUCAUCGGCGUACUGGAAGGGGCUAUGGCACGGUAUGCUGCUGCUGCUACCUGUGCUUACCUUUCUCUUUCGUAAGUGGAAGAUGGCUGCUGAGCGAUCGGCGGUGCAACAGCCAGUUCUCGGGUCCUUUAUGAAUGAGUUGUUUGCAUUUGAGGUGGUUUUGGUCGCUGGUGCGGAGUUGAAAGCGGUGCGUGACCAGCUCAAGGCUGCUGAGGAGGCAACGCCGGUAAACGUCAAAAAGGUGCAGGCCCUCAAGGAGCGUGUGGUGGACGUCGCCACCGUGCUACAGAAGAAGCUGGAGACUAUUACGCCGAUCGUGUCAUUCCUGCUGGAGCAGAGCGUGGGCGUUAUCAAGGAUCACCACGCCGAAAACGACUCCAAAAAGGACAAGUAG
Messenger RNA from Phytophthora infestans T30-4, 414 nucleotides. RefSeq lists its product as uncharacterized. The record is from RefSeq and is a predicted model, not a curated record. Lineage: Eukaryota; Oomycota; Peronosporomycetes; Peronosporales; Peronosporaceae. Bases 1 to 414 code for a protein of 137 amino acids. The transcript has 2 exons.